UUGCAUACAAAUUUGUUACAACAUGGAUGACAACUCCAGGAGUUCUUCGCAGGGUCUCCAAUAAUGGACUCCAUCAAACUAUUUUUAGUGAUCUCCGAUGCAUUGGAAAAUAGCUCAGGGAAGAUCUUUAAUAGUUUCGCCUUGCCAGAGAGCAGGCUAAAUGGCUGAACCGUCAACUUUUAGAGAGAGCAGCGUCGAUUUAACAGCUCCAAAUUGCCGUCCAGUUCUUCAGGAAAAAGCCAAACUCGCAGGAGCAGCUUGUUCCCGUGGUGAUUUCAGACAGGCCGUUGAUCUCUACACCCAAGCUAUCGAACUAGAUCCUAAUAAUCAUGUCUUAUACGGCAAUAGAUCGGCUGCUUGUAUACGAAUUUUGGACUUCGAAAGAGCUCUAGAAGAUGGGAAGAUCGCUGGAAAACUUCAGCCACUAUGGCCCAAGGCCCACUACAGGCAAGGUGUUGCUUUACAGUGCCUUGGACGCCAUGCUGAGGCACUCGCUGCUUUCUCCACUGCGCUUGCGCACGACGACAAGAGCCCUCAACUUCUUAAUACCCUCUUGGAUGCGGCAAUGAAGUCACCCCUAAAAGAAACACUAAAACCAAUAUGCGAACACUUAAAGACCAUGAAAUUAGAUCGAAGCCCAUUCGUAAUCAUCUCUGUGAUUGGGCAAGAGCUACUAUCAAUUGGUCAUAUUGCUGUUGCUGUUGGAUGCCUGGAAGCCGCUCUCAAGAUCGAUGCAUGUGGUCUCAGGCUACGAGGAUCUGUGAUCUCAGCUCUUAGUACUGCCUACUGGAAACUAGGUAACAUCAUUAAGGCUGAAGAGUACAUGAAGCAAGACCUUGAGACUUCGCUGUCACUUGGCGAUAAGGCAGGAGAGUGUAGAGCGCACGGAAACCUCGGAGGAGCUUACUAUGCUCAGAGGAACUUCGAAAAAGCUUUAGAACAUCAUCGAAAACAACUCGAUAUCGCCAUGAAACUCAAGGACCGAAAAUCAGCGGCUUUGGCGUUAAGCUCUUUAGGACACAUUUAUGUAGCUGAUUGCGACUACAGUGACGCUCUAAACAGUCAUAAGAAAGCAUCAGUCAUGUAUAAAGAACUGGAAGACCGUUUAUCAGAGGCGCGCGAGUUAGGUAACGUUGGAGCGGUGCAUUUAUUGCUGGGACAGUACGAGGAAGCAAUUAGAUGCCAUCAGGAACAUCUAGACAUCGCCAUUGAACUGCAAGAUAGGACAGAAGAAGGAAAGGCAUACAGUGAUCUGGGCAGCGCGUAUCAUUAUAAAAGAGACUUUGACAAAGCGAUACACUUUCAUAAGCUUGUUCUAGAUAUCGCGAAGGAGACCGAGGACUUCUCGAUGGAAGCACGAGCAUAUGCAGGUCUAGGACACGCCUUCAGGUGUAAGGGGGACGUGGAUCAGUGUCGUGCAUACCACGAAAAACAGCUCGAAGUUUCAGUUCGGUCAAAAGACCGCGCAACAGAAGGUCGAGCGCUCUCCAAUUUAGGAAUCAUUUUUCAACAUCAAGAACAGUAUCAACAAGCAUUGAAGCUCCACAAAGCUCAUUUAGCGAUAUGUAAAGAAUUAGAUGAUAGAGCGGGGCAGGGUCGUGCGUACGGAAACAUGGGGUGCGCGUACAGCGCUCUGGGUCGUUACGACCAAGCGAUCAAAUUCCAUAAACAAGAACUUCUCAUUUCCAGAGAGGUCAACGAUCGUGCGUCAGAGGCCUGUACACAUGGUAAUCUAGCAGUAGCUUACCAAGCAACUGGAGCUCUUGAUAAAGCUUUGAAACACUACCAACGGCAUCUAACAGUAUCAAUUGAGCUCAAAGACAGGAAUAACGAAAGUAUUGCUGUAAGUAACUUGGGAAACUUCUUCAGUUCGUGUGGUGAAUUCGAGAAUGCUCUCCCCUUUUAUGAGAAAUUUUUAUCGAUUACGAAACACUUGCGGGACAAAACUGGUGAAUGCAAGGCAUGCCAGAAUCUUGGGUUUGCACACUAUUCUCUUGGGAAUUAUUCAGAAGCAAUCUCGUUUUAUGAGAGGAACAUAGCUUUAGCGUCGGAUCUUGAUGAUCGGACUAGUCUUGCGAGAGCGUAUUGUAACAUUGGGCUCGCGCACAGCGCCCUUGGAAAUUACGACAGAGCUAUGGAAUUCCAACAGAAAUUUUUAAAAGUUUCGAAUGAGACAAACGACGCGCUUGGAGUUAUCAAAGCGCAUGGCAACAUUGGGGAUAUUUGUAUGGUUUUGGGUGACGCAGAGGAAGGAAUAGAGAAUUACAAAGAGCAGUUGAGGCUAGCGGAAUCAAUGGACGAUGUGAACUUACUUGGAGACGCAUAUGGGAAACUCGGUAGUUCGUACAGAACGGUAAAGGAAGCAGGCUUAGCUCUUGACUGUCAUCAGCGUGAGCUUAACGCCAGACAACAAGCGAACGAUAUGUUAGGGAUAUACAGAGCAUUUGGGAAUUUGGGGUCGAACUAUUUGCUGAUGCAACAAUAUGAGGACGCCUAUAAAUGUUUCUUUGAACAGCUUCAUAUCGCGAAUCAACUGGGUAACGGUGAACUAGAGUUAAAGGUGUUUGGCAAUUUAGGAUUUUGUAGGAGCAAUUCAGGAGAUUAUAAGGAAGCUUUAGGAUUCUUUGAGCGUCAAAUUGCUUCUUUAGAACAUAUGCCCGAAGCGUACUUAGAUAUUGGGCGCGUCCAUGGUAACUUGGGCGAAUGCUAUCACAAGCUAGGUAACUACGCGAUGGCUGUUCAGAAUUUCGAAAAGUACUUAAUGGCCGCGCAGCAAGCCGAGAGUGGGGCUGACCAGGACAAAGCGUACCGUGGGCUCGGCAACGCGCACAGAGCUAUGGGAGAUUUACAACAAGCUUUGGUUUGCUUCGAGGAGAGGUUAGUCAUCGCGCACGACUUGACAGACGUUAGCUCCAAAGGCGCUGCGUAUGGGGAAUUAGGCAACCUUCACAAGACGCUUGGCAAUUACGAAAAGGCCAUAAUGUGCUUUGAGCAUCAACUUGCAUUAGCUAGAGAGUCUGGUGACGUAGGGAGCGAGGGAGAGGCGUUAUCAGGGCUUGGCCAAGUCAACCAGAAGAUGGGUGAGUACGAGAAAGCACUGAAAUACCAUGAAAAGGAAGUUCAAAUAGCCGACCAGUUGAAUGAAACCAAGAGGAGGGCCUUGGCUUAUCAUCACCUAGGGACGACCUACGAGGUCUUGGGAAGCCACAAGCAAGCUGUCACCUAUCAGGAACAAUACCUCAAAUUAGCUGCGCAAAUGGGGGACCAAGUUGCGAAGUGUCAGGCGUAUAUAAGCCUCGGAAGGACUCAUCAUGCUAUUAGAAGUUAUUCUAAGGCUAUCUCCUUCCUGCAACAGGGUCUGACCAUUGCCGAGUCUCUCAGACGGUACGAGGAGGAGGCUCGAAUACGUCAUAGACUUGGCUUGUCGUUAAUGGCCAAUAAACAGCUAGACGCCGCGCAUGAUCAGUUGAAGCUUGCUGCAGAGAUUUUGGAGGAUAUCCGUAGGGAUGUGGUCAGCAAUGGUGAAUUCAAAAUUUCGUUGUACGAAUUACAAGCCGCGUGUUAUCAGGUACUUCAACGAGUUCUUGUCACCAUGGGUCGACAUGUCGAAGCACUUGCUGUAGCAGAACGCGCCAGAACCAGAGGAUUUGUAGAUCUGCUCCUAGAACGACAAGUAGGGACCAACUCUCGUACGGAUGUUCUAAAUCCUUUGGAAAACGCAUUUAAAACGGAGGAACAUAUUAUGGACUUCGUAAGAAGUCAAAAAGCAAGCAUUCUAUACUACUCAAUCGCCGCUGGACAUCUAUACAGCUGGCUCUUAAACCCAAAAGAAGGACUUGUGAAGUUUUGUGACAACAUCGUGGCUGAUGGGGAUACUGAUGAUACUCUACUUGAUUUAGAGCAAAGUAUAAAUGGAGAUUACUCUCAUACAGCGACAUUGCUGGACUCUUUUAUCACACAUGUACGCGACGCCUUGGGCGUUGAACCGCAUUUGAACCUCCAAAGAUCCUCAAGCACGACUGAGAAUGACUUUGAGGAGACCUGGGACCAAGAGAACAUCCUUGAGCUAUCGUCCAUACGGUCAUACCUGUCAACAGACGAAGACGAUGAUGCCAUGAGCAUAACCUCGAUUCCAGGAAGACCGGGCUCGUUCUCAACUCCCCGAAGCAAAUACAGGAACAUCAAGGGUAGCCUAGGGAAGUUGAAUGGUGUUCGGUCUGGCGGGAAGAAACAUGGACGUUCCAGUAAACCACCGUUACGUGCUUUGUACGAUCUGUUGAUUUCUUCCAUGGAAGAAUCUUUCCCCCCAGAAUCGACGUUUGAGAACGAUGGCUCAGAACUGGUACUGGUCAUCCAGGGUGAUCUCUAUCUUGUACCAUUCGCUGUCCUGCGCGGAAGCCUAUCCAAGGAACCUUUAUUCCGUCGUUUUAGACUGAGCGUUGUUCCCUCCCUUCAAGCCUUGCGCUCCAGUAACGAGGCAGCAAACAAACACAGCAGCAUAAAAAUCGAUCCCUCGUCGGUAUUGAUCGUCGGUAAUCCGAAUGUCCCUGCGACGUUCGGGCAGUGGGCGUCCAAUCCGAACGCCGAGCACGAAGCGAAGAUCGUAGCUGAAUUGUUCAAGACUUCGCCUCUUCUCGGAGCCGAAGCAACGAAAAACGAAGUCAUUGACAAACUCCCGAAAUCUCAAUGCAUUCACUUUGCAACUCAUGUGUCUUGGAAACUUGCUGCUGUAAUUCUCUCACCAAGUUCAUCAGGGAAGAAGCUCGGCUCGUCUCCUUCCAGUCCUAACAGCGAAGGGCUAGAACUGCUCGAAGAGAGUGACGAUGCUCCUCCUCUUUCGGACUUUCUGUUAACAGCAGCUGACAUAUUAAAUCUAAAGCUAUCAACAAAGCUUGUUGUUGUCGGCGCAGCUUAUAGCCACUCGUCCAAGAACCGCAUAACUUCAGAUGGGUUGAUUGGUCUUACACGGGCGUUUCUAGCCGCAGGGGUGCAAAGUCUUCUUGUGGCGUUAUGGCCCGUGCCGGAUUUAGCCUGUAAACUUCUACUGAAAGCAUUCUACGGUGCUCUACUCAGAGGGAUGAAAGCCAGUCAUGCUUUAAGUCAAGCUAUGCACGUCGUUCAGAAGACUAAGCAGUUUUCUCAUCCUUCGAACUGGGCCGGCUUUGUUCUAAUUGGAGGUGAUUCUACCUUGACAAACAAGGAAGUCAAGAUGAGUGAUGCCUUUGCUCUUCUCCUCAACAACCCCAAGUACUACAGAGAAGCCAUGAAAGUACUCGUACAUUUGGUCUUAGCCCUGCAACUCUACAAGCACUUGCAAUGCUGGCUCACGAACAUGACGUGGGUCUUGCUCUUAUAAACCUUUUCAACGAAGUCCUCUCGUGUUUUUUCAACAACAUGGCGAACGUUCAAGUCCCUUUGAAACUAAAGUUGUGGCGCACAUUAGGUUGUCAUGAUCUGCUGGCCUCGCUCGGGUUUGAUUUGGUUGGUGUUGGUAAACAAGAGGUCAUGUUAAGAUCAGGCAAAGCGAACAGUCGACGAGCACUGCAGUGUACUGUUCAGGCCUUAUGCGCCCUCACAGACACGGUCAACCCUGCAGACGUAGAAGAACCCGCCUUCAACCUGGUUGGCAAAGCGCAUUCCUCUUCAAUUGCGAUGUCCAACAUUUCAUUCGUGUCCGCCUCACUCGGCUCGGACCUCGAUAUGCGAACAAAGAGUGCGGAAGACCUGAACAUCAUGAACAGAGAGCGCCGAGGAACGAGUCCUCAUUCCAGGACUAGCGCGGUGGUUCGUCCUCGACGUCAUUCAAGUUCCACGGAAGCGUUAAUGCGCUCUUUGGCGGAUCUGGAAGCCGAGUCAUCUGUAGAUCCAGAGACACCAGAAGACGCAGUUGUGACGCCCACCCAGCCGCGCCCAAUUGAAGAUCGUCCAGCCAAUCAGAACUUCCGAGGUUCCCAACCAAUCGUUGCUAAUGUCAAUCGGAAAAGCUCUCAGCGAAGCGUCUCGAGUAUUGAUGUGAGUGACUUACGCGUGUCUCCAGUGGAUAUGUUACCUUCACCACCUGCGCAAACAGAAAACCAUUCUGAUUCAUCUGAUGUGGAUAGCUACUCAGAUAUCAUGGAACAGCAGAGGAGGGAUACAAAGAAAGACAAGAAAGGCAGUCAAACCAGUUUGGGGGCUAAUGGAGUUUCAAGUAGAAAGGGAGGGUUUAUACUACGCAAGACCCAUUCUUCCUCGAGUAGCGAAUUCUCUGUAGGUAAACAAGAAGAUAACACCAAGACUCCUGGUAGUAUUAGCUCGCUUCGUCCUCGGCAAAAGAUUCAAGACAGCAACGAGAAUCAUUUCAUUCAACAUAACAGCAUCAACAGAACCACGAACGAUAGGCCCUCAAAGCCACUGCAUUCGUACACAAGAAACUCCACCGCAAAUCUCCACGAAGUUCAAAGAAUACCAUACGAGACGCCGGUGAUGAAUCACCAUGAUCACAUUCCUGUGAAAUACAGAUCAGAGGGGAAUCUUUCUUCUUAUAAACCAGGAAUAAUCAAGGAACCUACUACGAAUGGGCUAUUAAGUACUCUGGAUAAAAAUGACACGAGACUCACUAAUGGUGACGUAAAGCGGUCCAAUAAUCCGGUAUACAGCAAGAAGCCGCCAAAUCGUGAUCACAUGACUCCUACAAAUUCGCAUGUACUAAACGGCGGUUACCAUCCUAGAGGUGCGCGUGACGACUUCUCGGAACGACGACAGUCAAUGAUUGAUUUAUCGAGUGAUGAUGAGUUCUACAGCCAGCACUCGUACGCAAGUCAUUUACGAAACAUAAGCUCUAGUAAUGAAUAUUUACCGCGGCUUACGCCUCCGAAACGCGGAAUCAACCAAGUGAUAGCAACUAGAGUGGUUAAUGAUUCUAACCUCGAUGGAAGAGUUCGAAACCACAAGUCAAAGGACACACGACAGGGGCUUAGAGUACAAGUGUCAAAUAACUCGUAUUCUUCGCAGGACAGCACGAGUACUGAGUCCCCUACUACACGGCAAAUUGCGGCAGAAGAAGCUGCUACGGCAUUGAUGCAGAACCAUGUGGGAAGUGGUCUGUCGAGAGGUUCAUCUUCUGCCAGUACACUGACGAGAGAGAACUUGGCUAUGAAAGAAUUUGAAGAAAAUAGCACAAAACACACCAAACUCGAGCAGGGACACAUUGCUAAUCUGGCUCAUCUUCAAUCAUCGUCCUGUUAAGUGUAGACAUCUCAAACCAUUACUUUACUCGUGUCUACUUGUUACAUCUCAAAACCGAGUGCCAAAUUUUCCCCUUCAUUACUGGUGUUCACAAUGCUACAAAUGUUACAAAUGUGUUUCUCCAACUAGUCAAUCCAAUUGAUAUACAUUUUUAAAAUCGAAGAAUUAGAUCAAUUUCCAAUUUUAACUAACUUUUUAAUUAUUAAUAUUAAUAAGAAAUGAUUUUAAUAUAAAUUUUUACCUCAAGAUUUUUCAAUGCACAGAAGACACCAAGGCAAAGUGACACACAUGAUAUAGGGCAGACACUGAAAAUGAACGAAAAUGUGGUAUUCAAAUUUUGUCAUUCAAGCAAUUUGAGUAGACAAUUUGCUCUUUUGUACUUUUUAAUGUUUUUUUUCUUUGGAAAGCUUUAAUAUACAAUCCCCCUGGACACAUUCCUAACUUCAUUUUUGGUUUCUGAAACAAGAAGGGUUUACAGCCUCCUUGCUGCCAUUACAGUACCAGUACUUGGCAGAGGUUUUUCGGAGAAACAGGAAAUCUCUGCCAAAGCAGGUUACCCCAAAGGAAUUGAUGUGUGUCCCAGUUACUAAAGAAAUACCAGGCAUUUUUUGAGGAUGACUGGUGCCAAGAGAGCUGAGGGCCAAUAAUUUUCAUAAAGGUAAAAAAGCUACCGACAAAAUUUACACAAGCAAAAUAAUAUUCAUAGCCACAACACAGAGUACAAUACAUCGUCCAUAGUCAAGCCACGUUGAGGUUAAGGGUAUUCAAAGCAAACUACAUCCCUAUUAGCUUCAAUCUCAUGAAUAGGACUUAAAAACAAAACUAAAUGCAACAAUUCAUAAUUCCAUAAGCAGCUCUUGUAACCAAAAUGCCAGCGUUUCUCGGAUUUCGGCUGUACUAUGGAUUACUUUUAUUUAUUCAAAGCUCUUCACAGACAGCACAGAAUAAUAUUCAGAUUUUUAACCAAUGUAUAUCUCAAAUGCUAAUGUAUAUUUUAUGAAUAAGACAUUCUUUUGUAAAUAUACACUGUUCUUGAUAGAAAUAUAU
Messenger RNA from Actinia tenebrosa (Australian red waratah sea anemone), 8274 nucleotides. RefSeq lists its product as uncharacterized. NCBI's taxonomy places the organism in Eukaryota, Metazoa, Cnidaria, Anthozoa, Actiniaria, Actiniidae. Gene Ontology annotation, molecular function: identical protein binding. The record is from RefSeq and is a predicted model, not a curated record.